CACAACGUCGCUCCAGGGGGGGGCAUGUGUAAAAAAAUAUUGCCAACCAAGAACCUCCCCCUCCCUUUCCCUUCCCUUCGCCGCGACGCCGCCCCCCAAUCUCCUCCGGCGCCGGGGGUUCCCCAGUUCCGGCGGCCGGACAAUGGCUCGGAGGGGCGUGUCCUACGUGUCGGCGGCGCAGCUGGUGUCCAUGGCCCGCGAUCCCCGCGUCGCCAUCGUCGACGUCAGGGACGAGGAGAGGAGCUACGACGGCCACAUCGCCGGCUCCCACCACUACGCCAGCGACACCUUCACGGAGCGGAUGCCCGACCUCGCCCAGGCGACCGGGGCCAAGGAGACCCUUGUCUUCCACUGCGCACUCAGCAAGGUGCGGGGCCCAUCCUGUGCACAGAUGUUCCAUGACUAUCUAUCAGAGGCCAAGGAAGAUUCAGGGGUAAAGAACAUCAUGGUCCUAGAACGUGGGUUUAAUGGAUGGGAACUUUCAGGGAGGCCCGUUUGCCGCUGCAAGGACACUCCAUGCAAGGGUGUAUGCUCUUGAGUACUUUAACUCAUGGCAGAUGUUGCUCGAUGCGUUCCAAGAAAUUGAACGCUAUCAACAAGCUACCAGUUUAUACUUUACGAAUACUACAGAUUGAUAAGAUGUCAUGUCUCCAUUGGGUGGAUCAACAAUGGCGCUGCGUGAAUUGUUCCAGUGAAUAACAGUUAAUGUCAUUUGUGGCAUGUAAACUGUAAACCGCAUUUAGAAUGCUUGGUAAUGUUUUGCUUCCAUCAACCUAUGGGCAUUCACAUCUUGUCUACUGGCUGCAGUUUUAUUCA
Molecule: messenger RNA, 816 nt
Organism: Setaria italica (foxtail millet)
Lineage: Eukaryota; Viridiplantae; Streptophyta; Magnoliopsida; Poales; Poaceae
Product: arsenate reductase 2.2
Exons: 2
Coding region: 143-538 (131 amino acids)
Cellular component (GO): cytoplasm; nucleus
Molecular function (GO): protein tyrosine phosphatase activity
Source: RefSeq, a predicted model, not a curated record